This is a messenger RNA of Jaculus jaculus (lesser Egyptian jerboa), 3288 nucleotides long. RefSeq names its product peroxisome proliferator activated receptor delta (gene Ppard). Gene Ontology annotation, biological process: cell differentiation; regulation of lipid metabolic process; hormone-mediated signaling pathway. NCBI's taxonomy places the organism in Eukaryota, Metazoa, Chordata, Mammalia, Rodentia, Dipodidae. Bases 321 to 1625 code for a protein of 434 amino acids. Gene Ontology annotation, molecular function: zinc ion binding; nuclear receptor activity; RNA polymerase II cis-regulatory region sequence-specific DNA binding. The record is from RefSeq and is a predicted model, not a curated record. Gene Ontology annotation, cellular component: nucleus. The transcript is spliced from 8 exons.
CGGGGCUGGGCCACGGAGCGUGUGACGCCGGGCCGCCGCCGAGCUGGGGGAUUAAUGGGAAAAGUUUUGGCAGGAGCCAGGCGAUUCUGCGGAGCCUGCGGGACAGCGGCGGUGGCGCGGGACGCGACCAGGACAGUGCUGCGCUGUGUCGUGGGCAUGCACGUGGCACUCACUCAGUGGCUCCUGCUCACCGACAGAUGAAGACGAGGGCACUGUAGAGGGGACGGGAACUGCCCUGUGGAGGCCCAUCUGCACUCAGACCCAGAUGAUGCCAGAGCUAUGACCAGGCCUGCAGGUGUGGCGCCGAGCGGAGACCAGCCAUGGAGCAGCCACAGGAGGAGGCCCCUGAGGUCCGGGAAGAGGAGAAAGCGGAAGUGGCGGAGGCUGAAGGAGCCGCAGAGCGCUCUCUUCCUUCCAGCAGCUACGCAGACCUCUCCCAGAACUCCUCGUCCCCCUCGCUGCUGGACCAGCUGCAGAUGGGCUGCGAUGGGGCCUCUGGUGGCAGUCUCAACAUGGAGUGCCGAGUGUGUGGGGACAAGGCCUCGGGCUUCCACUACGGCGUCCAUGCGUGUGAGGGCUGCAAGGGCUUCUUCCGGCGGACCAUCCGCAUGAAGCUCGAGUACGAGAAGUGCGAUCGGAGCUGCAAGAUCCAGAAGAAGAACCGCAACAAGUGCCAGUACUGCCGCUUCCAGAAGUGCCUGGCGCUGGGCAUGUCGCACAACGCCAUCCGCUUUGGCCGGAUGCCAGAGGCCGAGAAGAGGAAGCUGGUGGCAGGGCUGACAGCCAGUGAGGGACAGAGGCACGACCCCCAGCUGGCUGACCUGAAGGCCUUCUCCCAGCACAUCUACAACGCCUACCUGAAAAACUUCAACAUGACCAAACAGAAGGCCCGCAGCAUCCUCACCGGCAAGUCCAGCCACACCGCGCCCUUUGUGAUCCACGACAUCGAGACCCUGUGGCAGGCGGAGAAGGGUCUGGUGUGGAGGCAGCUGGUGAGUGGCCUGCCGCCCUACAAGGAGAUCAGCGUGCACGUCUUCUACCGCUGCCAGUGCACCACGGUGGAGACCGUGCGGGAGCUCACCGAGUUUGCCAAGAGCAUCCCCAGCUUCAGCAGCCUCUUCCUCAACGACCAGGUGACUCUGCUCAAGUACGGCGUGCACGAGGCCAUCUUUGCCAUGCUGGCCUCCAUCGUCAACAAAGAUGGGCUGUUGGUGGCCAACGGCAGUGGCUUUGUCACUCACGAGUUUCUGCGCAGCCUCCGCAAGCCCUUUAGUGACAUCAUUGAGCCCAAAUUCGAGUUUGCUGUCAAGUUCAAUGCGCUGGAACUUGAUGACAGUGACCUGGCGCUCUUCAUCGCGGCCAUCAUCCUGUGUGGAGACCGGCCAGGCCUCAUGAAUGUGCCCCAGGUGGAGGCCAUCCAGGACACCAUCCUGCAGGCCCUCGAGUUCCAUCUGCAGGUCAACCACCCUGACAGCCAGUACCUCUUCCCCAAGCUGCUGCAGAAGAUGGCCGACCUGCGGCAGCUGGUCACUGAGCAUGCCCAGAUGAUGCAGUGGCUGAAGAAGACCGAGAGUGAGACCUUGCUGCACCCUCUGCUCCAGGAGAUCUACAAGGACAUGUACUGAGGCUGCGGCUGCGGCCCCCCUCCCCGCGGGCUCCAGGGACUGUUCAGUAGGCCCAGCACAGCCUGAGCAGCGCGGUCCCACGUGCACACCCGGGCUCACGUGGCCCCGGCUCCUCCUCUGUUUCUGCUCUCCCCCUCCCCUCUCCCUCUCUCUCUCUCUCCCUCUCUCUCUCUCUCUCUCUCCGUCCCCCCCUGCUCUGUCCCACCUUCUGUGGCGUCUCUCCACCCGGGCGCCUGUCCCCACGUCUCCCGUUUCUCGCUAGUGAGGUGGUUGGCACUAUCUCAGCAGCCCCAGAACAGCACCUCCGCCUUACCCGCCGUCCUGAGAGCAGGGUCCUGCCUCAGCCCCGCUCCUGCCUUGCCUACCUUCCGUCUCCCUCAUCAGACAGAGACUUGAGCCAGCCAAAGAAACACUGUGCUCUCUAGGCUCAGCUUCAGCUGGGCCUGGACUGACUGCGAUCAGAUCUCAGAUCACAGCUUGUGGUCACGGUCACGGGGUUCCUGCUGCCGAGGACAGUGGGCAGCAGCCCAGGCCCCUCCAGGCUGUCUCCCUGCCCUGCCCCUGACAUCCCACACCCACCAUUCUUCACUCUUCUAGGCCGCUGUCCCGAAAGUCCCUGUGCUGGCCACUAGGGGCGGUAUGGCUCCCUGCAGACGGACUCCCAUGGCCCCACAGAAAAGGAGGGAGGUGGAGGUUGCCCCAGGGAACAGCACACUCAAUUCUGAUGCUGAGACUUGGCUCUGAGUCCCAAAGUCACAGGCCAGGGAAGGGCGUGGGGUGGGCCGUCCCCCGGCAUUGCAGCGCCCCCCCCCCCCCCCCCCCCGUCCGUGUCUACACCGUGUCAGAACCCAGAGGCUGACGAGCAGCUGCUCCUUGCUCUGGUCAAGACACACCGGCACCCCGUCCCCAGCUGCGCACACCCCAGCACCUGAAGGCCCCUCCCUCCCCAAAAGUGGUGGGGACAAUGUGCCUCUGUGCCAGGGCCGUUCUGCCGAGCCAGCCAGGGCUGCUGGGGUCCUUCCUGACACCCGCGUGUCCCAGCAGCGCCCCCCCCCCCCCGUCUUUCCCUCUGCCACCUGGCUGCUGGCUCCUGAACUCCCUCCACACAGUGGGGAAGGGGCUUGGCACAGUCCCCCCCUUGCCCCUGCCCCUCAAGCCCUCCAUGGAGGAGGCUGAGCCCACCAGCCUGCAGGGAGGAGGGGCCGGCCAUAGCUGCACUCGGCACGGUAGGAGGGCUGGCUGGUCUUCCAGCCCUGGCUUCCUGGAUCCUGUCCGACCCCCUUCCCCAGGGACCUCACUGUCUGAGCAGCACAGCUCUGAGAGGAAGCCCUCUCUCAGCCCGAAAUGGCCAGAAGGGACCAGCCCGCUGUCUCCCCUGCCACUGCUGUGGCCUUCUGUGGGCCAGAUACUCGUGCCAGCGCAGCCCGCCUCUCCCCUCCCGCCCUAACUCGCCAGGUCUUGGGGGCAGGGGUGCUCUGACCCUUCUAGCCACACACUCGCCCCUGCCCAGGUCUGGUACUGAGAGCACAGCUCCCCUCCGUGUCCAACAAUCUCCAAAACUGAAAUGUAUAUUUUUGCUAGGAGCCCCAGCUUCCUGUGUUUUUAAUAUAAAUAGUGUAUACAGACUGACAGAACUUUAAAUAAAUGGGAAUUAAGUAUUUAA